Molecule: messenger RNA, 5928 nt
Organism: Maylandia zebra (zebra mbuna)
Lineage: Eukaryota; Metazoa; Chordata; Actinopteri; Cichliformes; Cichlidae
Gene: uggt2
Product: UDP-glucose glycoprotein glucosyltransferase 2
Biological process (GO): ERAD pathway
Cellular component (GO): endoplasmic reticulum
Molecular function (GO): UDP-glucose:glycoprotein glucosyltransferase activity
Source: RefSeq, a predicted model, not a curated record
ACAGGCUAGCCGUACAGGCUGUUAGCUGCCCAAAAUAUCCAGCUGAAUGAAGCCCUUUGCUUUGUAUGGAAACCACUAGCAUCACUGACUGGGUUCAUGUUCCAUCGCGACAAUGAGGAGCGUUAUUGUGCUGUCGCUACUGGUGCUGAACAUAAAUCACGUAAUAUCAGCCCCCAAAGGCGUCACUGCCAGUCUUAAAGCCAAGUGGAGCAUGACGCCUUUCCUCCUGGAGACGAGCGAAUUUAUUGGAGAAGAUGGGAAUGAGAAAUUCUGGCAGUUUGUCGACACUGUAAAAGAACUUACUGUAUACAAGCACGGAGAGUCGGUGCGCUCGUACUACAACUUGAUCAUUAAGAAAGCCGGACAGUUCCUCACAGAUCUUCAAGUUAAUCUUCUCAAAUUUGCUCUUGCCCUGCGCUCCUAUUCACCAGCUGUUCAUGCAUCCCAGCAGAUAGCCAAAGAUGAGCCUCCGCCUGAGGCUUGCCCAGCCUUUGUCUCCAUCCAUGGGCAACACAGCUGCAGCACCAAGGACAUCAAGAAGCUCCUUAAGGCAGCUGCAGGCAGGCCAAAACCAUAUUUAUACAAGAACGAUCACACAUAUCCAGGGGUCAAUAUAACAGAUGUGCCAGUUGUGAUCUUGUAUGCAGAGAUUGGAACAAAGAAGUUCACCUCUUUUCACAAGGCACUGUCAGAGAAAGCUGAAAAGGGCACACUUACAUAUGUGCUGCGUCAUUUUGUAGCGAAUCCAAAGCCUCAAAAGAUGCUUUUAUCUGGGUAUGGUGUUGAGUUGGCUAUCAAAAGCACAGAAUACAAAGCUGUGGAUGACACUGAAGUAAAAGAUUCAAAGACGGUUAUAAAUGUGGAGGAUGAUGAUAAUGAUGAAGUCCAAGGAUUCUUUUUUGGGACAUUAAAGAAAUCUCAUCCUGAACUCCAGGAGCAUCUUGUUGAGCUUCGCAAACAUCUUCUUGAGAGUACCAAUGACAUGGCCCCUCUCAAAGUGUGGGAAAUGCAAGAUUUGAGUUUCCAGGCAGCUUCUAGAAUCAUGUCUGCACCAAAGUUUGAUGCUUUAAAGCUCUUGCGAGAUCUCAGUCAGAACUUUCCAAGCAAAGCCAGAUCACUGACAAGAGUGGCUAUAAAGCAGGAAAUGAGAAAAGAAAUUGAGGAGAACCAAAAGCACCUCAGUGAGACCAUUGGUGUUCACCCAGGAGACGGUGAGCUCUUCAUCAACGGGCUGCACAUUGAUCUGGACAUUCACAAUCCCUUCAGCAUCUUGGACAUACUUAAGUCAGAGGCCAAGGUCUUAGAGGGUCUACAUAAUCUAGGCAUAAAAGGAGAACAUCAAGAUAAGCUGCUGAGAUUACCUGUGAAUGCUGUGGAUGACAGUUAUGCCUUAGAUAUCAGACACCCAGCCAUAAUGUGGAUAAAUGACAUUGAGAAUGACCUAAUGUACCGAAGCUGGCCAACUGGUGUACAGGAGCUCCUCAGAGCCACCUUUCCCGGAGUCAUCCGGCAGAUCAGACGCAAUUUCUUUAACCUGGUGCUGUUCUUAGAUCCACUGCAGGAAGAAAGUGGUGAGCUCGUGAAGCUAGCAGAGCUUUUCUACAAGCAUAAGAUCCCCCUGAGAAUUGGAUUUGUGUUUGUUGUCAACACCAAAGAUGAGAUUGAUGGCUUCUCAGAUGCAGGGGUUGGAUUUUACCGACUGCUGAAUUACAUUGCAGACGAGUAUGAUUUACCCCAGGCUCUGAUGUCUGUGGUCUCACUGUAUAGCAAAGUCGAUGUAGGGGAGACGCUCUCUGCUGAUACAAUCACUGCUUACCUAAAGAGAAAAUUCCCAAAAGCCAAUUCUGAAAGGAUUCUAGGAGUUGAAUCAGAGUAUGAUGAUAAAAGGAAGGAUGGUGCGCUCUUCUACAAAAAGAGUGGCUUAGGUGCCCUGCCUUUGGCUUUAUUUAAUGGAGUCCCUUUGAGCCCUGAUGAGAUGGACCCAGAGGAGCUGGAAACAGUCAUCCUUCAGCGCAUAAUGGACACCACUACUGCCUUUCAAAGAGCCGUCUUUAUGGGCCAGUUAUCUGAAGGCUCAGAUGUGGUAGACUAUCUAAUGGAACAGGCCAAUGUGGUUCCCAGGAUGAACCCUCUUAUUUUAAGCAGUGACCGAAAGUACCUUGACCUCACAGCCACUCCAGUUGCAGAUGAUUGGGAAGACACAUAUAUGUUUUCUUAUGUGGACACCAGAGACAAAACGGCAGUGAUUGCUAAGAGAAUGAAGUACUUCACAAAUAGUGAUGAGGAUGGGAUGACUCCUGUAACUCUGUGGGUAGUUGGGGAUUUUCAGAAGGUGUCAGGACGAAAACUCUUGCUCAGUGCUCUGAAACACCUGCAGAAGGCCAGUCCUGGAGUGCGUGUGGGGGUGAUAGAUAACCCCAGUGAAAAACCCUACGACGAUAACACUGUGCUGUACAGGGCUAUCUGGGCCUCUCUCCUCACCCAGAAGAAUAAGGCUGCGGCAGAGUUUGUGCAUAAACUCCUAAAAGAGGAGAGCAGCCAGCUCCUCCAGCAGGGGACCAAGAUGAAAGACUUACUGAUGCAGGGCAUGGAUAUGGAUGCCUUUGAGAAAAAAUUCAACACCCUUGAAGUUGAUUUUAUCCGCACUCAGCAGUUAUUCUGUCAAGACGUACUGAAACUCAAUCCUGGACAGUGUGCAGUGAUCAGCAAUGGGAGGAUCCUUGGUCCGUUUGAAGAGCAGGAAGAAUUCACUGUGGAGGAUUUCCACUUGCUGGAAAAGAUUACUCUGAGCGGUUCUGCAGAGAAAGUCAAAGCCAGAGUUAAACAGAUGGGAAUGAAGCCAAAGCAUGCCAGUGACUUAGUUAUGAAAGUUGAUGCCCUGCUAACUGCAGCCCCCAAAGGAGAAGUCAGAAGAGAUGUCCACUUUAUCAAAGACACCCACAGCGUGCUUCAUCUCUCUCCACGUGAGAACGAGGUGUUCUAUGAUGUUGUGGCAAUCGUUGACCCCCUCACAAGAGAAGCACAGAAGAUUUCCUCCCUUCUGACUGUGCUCAGUCAAGUGGUCAAUGUGAGACUGCAGGUGUUUAUGAACUGCAGGGCCAAGUUAUCUGAGAUGCCUCUCAAGAGUUUUUACCGCUUUGUUUUGGAGCCGGAUGUUAUUUUCUUGGCCAAUGACACCGUGUCUCCAGGGCCAGUUGCCCGCUUCAUGGAGCUCCCAGAAACUCCGCUCCUCACUCUUAAUAUGAUCACACCUGAGAGCUGGAUGGUGCAGGCAGUCCGGAGCCCGUAUGACUUGGAUAACAUCCAUUUGCAGGAGGUGAACAGGGUUGUGGCAGCAGAAUUUGAACUGGAGCACCUCUUGCUAGAGGGCCACUGCUUUGACCUGUCAACUGGCCAGCCUCCUCGUGGACUUCAAUUUACGCUGGGCAUGAGCCGAGACCCACUCAUGUAUGACACCAUUGUCAUGGCUAACCUGGGAUACUUCCAGCUGAAAGCAAAUCCUGGAGCCUGGAUCCUAAGAUUACGUAAAGGGAGAUCAGAAGAAAUCUAUCAAAUCCUAACGCACGAUGGAACUGAUUCACCUGCAGAUGCCGGUGAUGUUAUAGUUGUGCUGAACAGUUUCCAUAGUAAGAUCAUCAAAGUCAGGGUGCAGAAAAAGGCAGACAAGCUUGGCGAAGAUCUUUUAAGUGAAGCUAGUGAAAGCAAAGGCAUAUGGGAAUCCAUAGCAAGUGUUUGGAGCACAUUUGAGAAAAGCAUCACAGGUGGUGGCUCAAAGAAGGAUGACGGAGAGAAGAAAAAAGACGACGUUCUGAACAUUUUUUCUGUGGCCUCGGGCCAUCUGUAUGAGCGUUUUCUGAGAAUAAUGAUGCUGUCUGUGCUUCGGCAUACACAAACACCUGUCAAAUUCUGGUUUCUCAAGAAUUACCUAUCUCCUUCUUUCAAAGACACCAUCUCUCACAUGGCAGAGUCAUACGGCUUUCAGUAUGAGUUAGUGCAGUACAAGUGGCCCCGUUGGCUCCACCAGCAGACUGAGAAGCAGAGGAUUAUCUGGGGAUAUAAGAUCCUCUUCCUGGAUGUUCUAUUCCCUUUAGCUGUGGACAAGAUCAUCUUUGUGGAUGCCGACCAGAUAGUUCGAGCUGAUUUGAAAGAGUUGAGGGAUUUAGACUUGGAGGGUGCUCCUUAUGGCUACACACCAUUUUGUGAUAGCCGCAGAGAGAUGGAAGGGUAUCGUUUCUGGAAAACUGGAUAUUGGGCGUCACAUCUGGGACACAGGAAGUACCACAUCAGCGCCUUAUAUGUAGUCGAUUUGAAGAAGUUCCGUAAAAUUGCAGCCGGGGACAGAUUACGAGGCCAGUACCAAGCCUUGAGCCAAGACCCAAACAGUCUGUCUAACCUGGACCAGGACCUUCCUAACAACAUGAUUCACCAGGUAGCCAUCAAGUCUCUUCCUCAGGAGUGGCUGUGGUGUGAGACAUGGUGUGAUGAUACCUCUAAAACCACUGCUAAGACUAUAGACCUGUGCAAUAACCCAAUGACUAAGGAACCCAAGCUGGUGGCUGCAGCGAGGAUUGUGCCCGAGUGGGUUGAAUAUGACAGGGAGAUCAAAGAGCUGCUGAGACGGGUCCAGGAACAGGAAGACACAACAACACAAAAACAGAUUCCUGCUGCCUCACAACAUAAAAAAGCAGACAACCACCGUGAUGAACUUUAGUGUCUGCCAGCACCACGCUGAAGAGGAAGGAGGCAGGCACCUUUUGCACACAGGCCACCUGUGAAGCUUGAAGACAGACAGUUCCAUCUAAACAUAGCCAUGGAGUGUUACAUCUCCAGCUGGAGGAGGAUGUGAUAUUUUCAGACGCCAUACCUGCUUCUGCACUCGGUACAUCUUAGAGAAUCAACACGUGGUGUAAUUGUUAACUGCCAGCUGUGAACUCGUGGUGUGCUGAGCACUACAGACACAUCUUGUUAAGUAAGUGGUUCCUGAAAAAUGAAGCUAAAACAGAGAGUAAAAGCGUGAGGCCAGUAAGGGGCUUUAUUAGGUAUGUGUUGAAGGACAAACAGUGGGCAUUUAUUGCACUGAUAAUGUGAGCAAAGAAUUCAAUUAGCAAAGGCACAUUUCUACAAAUCUAAUUUAACCUUUCUUUGAAAAUUUUAAAAGCUACUUUUACAGCUUCUUAAUUUAUAAUUAUGAAAACAUUAGGACUGAAUUGUCAAAUGAAAGUUUUUAAAAAUUGCUUUUCAAGUUGUUACAUAAAAAAGUGUUAAAUGUCUUUGAAUCUACACACCUGAAAUGUAAAGCUCCCCUCGGCAGACAUUUAGGAAACAAUGUUUCUCCUGCAGCAGUCCCCUCUCCUAUUUUUGCCACCCAAUGAUGUACAGCAUGUUCUGAAGGAAGAAUUAUCCUUCAUUAUAUUAUAUUACUUUUAUUACCUGGCCCAAAAAGACCUGUAAUUGGCCAUAGGCUUUUGUCCCUGCCUAGAUUUUCCAGUCCAGUUCCCUCUCAGACCACAGAAAUGACAACACACUGAAAGGAUUUUCUGGAUACCAGAAAAGUUAUCUGCCCAGGCUUUAAAUUACAAAUUUUAUCUUGGUCAGCUGCUUGUCCAAAGACAGGGGGUGUAUCUUCAGCUAUUGGCGUUAUUUUUACAUUAUUUUGGGGGAUAAAAUACAUUUUUGAACCGUAGCAAACAUCGAAUAUCAGUAUACAAACUAUGCUGCUCUUGUAUUUCAAAGACUGCGCCAUGGAUCGUAGGUGGGUGAAGGUGUAGUCUUUGUCCCAAGCACAUGUAACUCUGUCAUCAGUUCUGUCCCCUCAGGUGUAGCCAUGCAUUCACCUCUAUGGUGCAAACCAUUGUUUUUUUUCUUUUCUAUGAUUUAAGGAAACGUGUAACGUCAAAAAAAGAAACUCUAAAAAGUUGUUUAAAAUCA